This is a messenger RNA of Scatophagus argus, 2832 nucleotides long. RefSeq names its product sodium- and chloride-dependent GABA transporter ine. The coding region runs from base 387 to 2204 and encodes 605 amino acids. Gene Ontology annotation, biological process: sodium ion transmembrane transport. The record is from RefSeq and is a predicted model, not a curated record. The transcript is spliced from 14 exons. Lineage: Eukaryota; Metazoa; Chordata; Actinopteri; Scatophagidae. Gene Ontology annotation, cellular component: membrane.
GACAGUGCAAACAAAAGAAGGCCUGCGAGAAAGAAAGCAGCUUUGUGUGUUGUGAAUCCACGUAGACGCAGAAUCCAAGUAGAACAGGACAGCUAAAUCAAAAGGUUCUUGCCGUAGCUGAGAGAAUCCAAUACUGAGGGGAAUCCAGGAGACAGAGGUCCACAGGUGGAAGAGAUCUUCAAGGUAGCAGGGAAAAAGAACGGAGCUGAGCAGGGAAACUGAGAGUGAGGCAGCAAAAGUGAAGCACAAGAGGUAUAAGGCAAUCAAACAACUUAAGCAGAUGCCUGAAGCACAUAUCAGCUGAUAGACAACAACGAUCUGGCAGAGAUAGAGUGAAUGAGCUGGUCUUUAAACAUAGCAGGAAAGGGGUGGAGUUGUUUGCAGAGAUGAGUUGCAGCUGUGCAGACAACAUUUCCGUGGAGUUUGGGCCCAGACUAGUGACAGAGCUGACACAGGGAGCAGACAUGGAGGAUCUGCCCAACAGACCAACAUGGAGCAAGCAGAUAGAGUUCACCCUGGCUGGCAUCGGUUGUGCUGUGGGUCUGGGAAACGUUUGGAGGUUUCCUUAUCUCUGCUACAGGAGUGGAGGAGGUGCGUUUCUGGUGCCAUACUUGUUCAUGCUAGCAGUGCUGGGGAUCCCUCUGCUCCACAUGGAGCUGACGGUGGGUCAGUACACAAGGAGAGGACCUGUCCAUGCCCUUGCUGUUGUCUGCCCACUGUUAAAAGGAGUGGGCAUGGCAUCGGUGGCUAUCUCCUUCAUCAUGUGCACAUACUACAACGUCGUCAUCACCUGGGCUCUCUACUAUCUCUUCAGCUCCUUCCAGGCGCCACUACCAUGGCAGAACUGCAAUAACACGUGGAACACACCAAAUUGUACCAAUUAUGCCACAAACAGUAGUUACUCCUCUACAGCAAGCCAAGAGUUCUUCAAAUACAAGAUGCUGGAACAGACUAGUGGAGUUGAGGAAACAGGAGUGAUUCGAUGGGAACUUUUCCUUAUUCUCAUUCUGGCUUGGAUCCUCAUUUACCUUUGCAUCUUUAAGGGGGUGAAAUCAACUGGGAAGGUGGUGUACUUCACGGCUCUGUUCCCGUAUGUUAUCCUCAUUGCCCUUUUAAUCAACAAUGUGCAACUUCCUGGAGCAUUAGACGGAAUAAAAUUCUUCAUUGUACCAGAAUGGGACAGGCUCCUCUCAGUGGAGGUGUGGGUGAAUGCUGCAGCUCAGAUCUUCAACUCCAUAGGGAUUGGUUUUGGCUCUCUCUUGGCCAUGUCCAGCUACAACUCCUUCAACAACAACAUUCUGAAAGACACCCUCACUAUAUCCAUCAUCAACUCCCUCACCAGUAUCCUGGCAGGGUUUGUCAUUUUCUCUGCCUUUGGUUACAUGUCUCAUCUGCAGAGCAUUCCUGUCAGCGAUCUGGCUGUGGAUGGUCCAGGACUGGUUUAUGUUGUUUACCCACAAGCCUUUGCCAAUAUGCCAGUGGCUCAGCUCUGGGCUGUGUUGUUCUUCUUCAUGCUGCUUUGCCUUGGACUGGACAGUGAGUUUGCAAUGGUUGAAGUAAUGGUGACCAGUCUCAUGGAUGAAUUCUAUCAAAAGUUGAUGAACAUUUUCAAACGGAAGGAACUCUUUGUUCUGGCUAUUUGUGGUGCAGCUUCCCUCCUAGGUAUUCCUUGUGUCAUGCAGGCGGGAAUCUAUGUUUUCCAGCUGAUGGACCAUUACACUGCCAUAGUGUCCAUCAUGUUUCUUGCAUUCUUUGAGGUUAUAGCCAUCUGUUGGAGUUACGGAGUCACUCGACUUUCAGACAACCUAAAAGAGAUGACUGGAAAAGAAGUAAACAUCUUCUUCAGACUGUGCUGGCUAAUAGUUGCUCCUGUGCUGAUCACUAUUAUAUUGAUUUUCUCCAUCAUCCAGUUCAAACCGGCCCGCUAUGGUGACUAUGUCUUCCCUCCCUGGGCUCAGGGGGUAGGCUGGGUCAUUGCCAUGGCCUCCAUCAUCUGGAUUCCUUUAGGUGCAAUUCACACAUUUUGGGUGCUUCCUGGCUCAUUCAUGCAGAGACUGAAGCUAUCCAUCACGCCAUACGCGCUGAAUGAAAAAUCAAAUAUGCCGUAUUAUGAGAGGGGAGGAAGGCAUGGAGAGCCCGUCAUAGCUGUCAUCAGCUCUAACAUACCUCUACCUGAAAAACCUCCUGUUGAGACAACCUUCUGAUCAAGUUAACCACAAAUGAUUGUCUAGCUUUAGCUAGCUUUAGAUCUUAAACAAACCUCUGAUCAGAAAGUCAAACAGAAGUAUGCUGCGAAAAUUAUUUACAAGACUGUAAAAAUGUGCCGUUGUAUAUCUGCCAUGCAAAUAUAUUGCAGCCACACAGCCAUUUCUAUGAGCUUAUGAAUUUAAACUGCUUAUUCUUAAUGUGGAAAGAUGUUGUGGAAACAGUGUUUAGACUCGGUUAUUGCUGUGUACAUCUGUUGUGACAGAGCUCUAAAUCACCUCAUUUGUGGCGUUUACUUUGCUAAGACUGCCAUCUUUUGGCCAUGUCUGUUGAUGCAGUUAUGAGUGUUGUAAAAUCUGAACUCUGCUAUUGUAGUACAUACAUGUUAGCAAAUAAAUUGACAAAAAUGCCACUAUUCAAUAAUGAGUUCCUACAGCUGAAUGUUUCUAUUGAACCAUUUCCUUAAAACAUAAAUCACUUUGGAGCAAUUCACUGUAGCUGACUCAUUUGUUAGGUCAAAUGAAAAAGGGCACCGCUGAUAAAAAUGAAAUACACUGGUGACUAACCGAGGACCACAUGGAUCAUUUCGUAUAAGGUGUAAUAAAAACCGGUCACAAAGUCCACAGC